UGUGUCUGUGAUCAUCACCAAAAAAAAAAAAAAAAUCUGUGUGUGUGAUAAUUUCCACUAUUUGUUUUUCAGUUUUCACAUUUUCUUGUAUUGUCUCAAUUAAGGGAAAAAAAACAAAAAAAAAAAUCCUGCAAACUGUCUUUUAUUUCUGAAAACCAAACUUUCUUCAUACCUUGAUUUCGACUUGGCAAAAGAAACAGCGCAGAGGAUAGUUGAGUGAAGCUACUUAUUUCUCUCAAGCUCUAUUUACUUUCUGGUAUUCUCAGACAGAAACAGAGACUAUCAACAAAAAUGGCCGAAUAUGCUGCCCCUGCUGCUGUCGAAAUUGUGGCAGACCAGGCAAAGGAAUACGCAUCACCCUAUCUCCGUUACUUUUUCCGUUAUGGAGAGAUUGUUGAAGAUUUCAAGAAUCAACGAGAAGCACUUGAAUUGAAGAAAGAGAGGGUGAAAAUUCGUGUCGAUGAGGCUGAAAGGCAAAAUGAGCUCAUCCAUAAGGACGUUGACAACUGGCUUACAAGCGCUGAGAAAGAACUGAAAGAAACCCAGAACUUGAAAGAUGAAAUAGAUCGCGUCAAGUGUUUCAAAUGGUGUCCUAAAUGGGGCUGGCGAUAUUCCUUAAGUAAGAAACUGGCAGAGAAGAUUCCUAUUAUCUCUAAACUUUUAGAGACUUCUAACUUUGCACAGGUGGGCUAUCGUCGUCCUCUUCAAGGAAUAGAAUUCAUCAGAUCCACUGAUUUCAUGCACUCUAAAUCUUCAAAAUCAGCUUUCAACCAGAUCAUGGAGGCUAUAAAUGCUAAGGGUGUCAACAUGAUCGGACUGCAAGGAAUGCCAGGAGUUGGUAAAACAACUUUAGCCAAAGAAGUUGGGAAGCAUGCUCGAGAACAAAAGUUCUUUGAUAAAGUUGUGAUGUUUACUAUGUCCCAAAAUGCAGACAUCAACAAAAUUCAAGAUAAAGUUGCAGAUAUUUUUGGUUUAAAAUUUGAAACAAGUAGCCAAGAAGGAAAAGCAGAAGAGCUAUUCAGGAGUAUGCAACGCGUGAAAAAAAUCCUUGUAAUUGUCGACGACCUCUGGGAAGAAUUCAAAUUAGAGGAUAUCGGAAUUCCAUUCGGUGAUGACCACAAGGGUUGCAAAAUUCUUCUGACUACACGUCAACAACAAGUCUGCAGUAAAAUGAAGUGUCAGAAGGAAAUUCAACUUGGCAUCUUAUCCAAAGACGAAGCAUGGGUUUUAUUUCGAGAUAAAGCUGGUUUAGAAGAUGAUUGUUCCACGUUGAAUGAUGUAGCCAAAGAGGUUGCUGCUGAAUGUAAGGGAUUGCCUCUUGCAAUUGUUGUCGUGGCCAAAGCUUUAAAAGGUGAGAGUUUAAAUGGGUGGAGAGACGCAAAUCAGAGAUUCAAGGACUCAACGCAUUUGUAUGAUGAAGAAGUCCUCGGGGGUGUCCUCGAGCCUCUUAAGCUUAGCUACGAUUACUUGAAGAAAGGCAUUAACCAAAUGACGGGAAUAAAUGACAUCCAAAUUUGUUUCUUACUGUGUUCCCUUUUUCCUGAAGAUGAAGAAAUCGAUACUGAGAUAUUGAUUAUGUGCGGAAUUGGAGUAGGAUUGUUCCCUAAUUUUUACUCGAUUGAAGAUAAAAGGAAGAAAAUUGUUGAAGCACUAAAAAAACUCCAAAAAUCUGGCUUGUUAUUGGAAACUGAUGGUGCAGAUACGAUUAGAAUCCAUGAUGUGAUUCGAGAUUUUGCUCAUUGGCUAACAUCAACGGGAGAAAAUAGGUUCAUGGUAAAAGAUACGUUGAAAGAAUGGCCUCAUAUGGAUGAAAGUUAUACUGCAAUCGCUUUAUGGAAUUGUAGUAGUAUCAUAAAUAUUUUUCCUGAUAAAGUGGAAUUUUCAAAGCUCAAAACUUUGUUUUUAGAGGGCGAGAGGAAGAGGAACCGAGAUGAUUUCUUAGUGGUUUUGGGUACAUUUUUUGAAGAAAUGAAAGCCCUCCAAGUUUUACUUCUCAAACGUGUCAGCUUCUCACUGAAAGGAUUCCCUUCCUUACCAAAUCUUAAAACUUUGAGGUGUUAUGAUUGCAUGCUGAAAAACUUCUCAUCAUCUCUGACAAAUAUGAGAAGCCUUGAGAUUCUUGCAUUGAUUGCCACUGAAAUUGAUGAGAUAAGUGAAGAAUUAGUGAAGUUGUCUGCACUGAAAUAUUUACGUCUUUCUGGUGUUGGAGUUGAAAGAGAAAUGAAUAUCCCCCCAAACUUGGUAUCAAGGUUGACUUCACUACAAGAGUUACAUGUCAUACCCAAAAAUAAUCUCAACUUAUUGGAGUUGAAGUCAUUGUCUCGUUUAACUGCACUAUCACUGAGACUUUCUGCUAAUCAAAUUCCUCUAGAAGAUUUUAUGUUCCCUAAACUACAAAGGUACGAUAUAGUUGGAGAAUAUUAUAGUAGCGAUCAGGAGGCGUUUAGAAGAUUGGCUAUUCAAGAUUUCUCAUCUUCAUUAAGUGCAUUUAACAAUUUAUUUUGCAAUGUGGAAGCGUUGAGUUUGAGGAAUGUUGGUGGACAAAAGAAUAUUGUGCCAAGCAUGGAUGAAAUGGGAGUAAAUGAGUUGACUUCUCUGCAGCUCAAAUCUUGCAAUGAUAUGGAAUUCUUGAUUGAUACAAAAAAGGAUCAAGGGUCAACUGUUGCAUUCUCUAAUUUGGUGGAAUUAAUUAUCGAAAGCAUGGCUUCUUUGAAAGGGUUGUGCUAUGGUGUUUCUCCGACUAGGUUCUUGCAAAACCUUAAGGAAGUGAUCAUUAAAGAUUGUGAGGAGUUACAAGUGAUAUUUCAAAUAGAUAAACUUUCUGAAAAAAUGAAAUGUCAGACACCAUUGCUCUCAAAUUUAACAAUAUUGAGGCUACAUUCAUUGCCGAAAUUGAAGAGGAUAUGGGAAGUAAAGCCAUCCCAUCGUGCAAUUGCAAGCCUCCAAAGUCUAAAGGUUGUGAGCAUUGAAUCUUGUGAUAAUCUGAAAACAAUCUUCUCACCUUGCCUAGCUUUAAGUAUGUUGCAUCUACAACAACUUUAUAUAAGCUACUGCGAUCGACUAGAGCAAGUCAUUGGUUUUGGCCAAGAAGACGAGAUUAUUGAGAAUGAUUGUCUUCUUUAUUGCUGGCCGAAAUUGAGAGUUCUUCGCAUAAAAGAUUGUGAAAGUUUGAAAUAUAUUUCUACAAACACUUUGAUUCAAUCCUUGGAAUCUGUCUUCAUAGUGAAAUGUCAUCAACUUAUACAAAUCUACAACAUGGAACAAAACAUUGUGCUUCCUGAACGUGGAUCACAGGAAUAUCUGACAAAUUUAACUUCUUUGGAGUUAAGAUCAUUGCCAAAAUUGAAGUACAUGUGGAAUGGACCUUUGGUGCAUUUGCAAUAUCUCGUGAUUUGGAAUUGCAACUCUUUAGAACAUUUGUCAAAUAUAAAAGAUCAGUCUUCUCUGUUCUUGCCAAAAUUGAAAGAUGUCAGGAUUAGUGGAUGUGAAAACUUGAAAUAUUUGUGUUCAAGUCAAGGACUUCCCUGCCUGGAAGCUAUUGAUAUAAAAGAUUGUCCUCGACUUAUACAAAUCUUCAACAUGGAAAAAAAUAAGGAUGGAUUUGGAUUACAGAAUGACUCUUCUCUUUGUUGCUGGCCGAAAUUGAGGAUUCUUCGCAUAGAAUUUUGCCGAAAUUUGAAAUAUGUUUGUGCAAACACUUGGACUCAAGGGCUUCAAUCCUUGGAAUCUGUUUACAUAAGACAUUGUUCUCAACUUAUACAAGUCUUCAACAUGGAACAAAAUAAGCAUGGACAAGAUAUUGUGCUUCCUGAACUUGGAUCACAGAAUCACUGCUGGACAAAACUGAAAACUCUCCGGAUAGAGGAUUGCCAACUAUUGAAAUAUCUGUUUGCAAACACUUUAUCUCAGGGAUUUCCAUUGUUGGAAUCUAUUUACCUAAAGAACUGCCCUCAACUACUACAAGUCUUCAGUUCGACAGAAGAAAGGGAUGUGAUUGAUGAUCACAUUCUACUUAAUGUGCCCUUUCUGAAAAAUUUAGAAGUGUCAAAUUGUCCCCAAAUCUCAUGCUUCAUUUUACAAGCUCAGCUCAUAGAGGAUUUGGUUCUUAGUAACGUGGGAAAUAGCCGCCAAUUAUGCAACACUGAUGUUCCUGUAUUGAAUGAAGGUUGUAUAGUAGUUGGGAAUCAAGAAGAAGUAUUUCAAGUUCAAGGCGGGUACUCGUUCUCAACCAUAAAAUUAUUGGAAUUGAGGAAUUUGUUUGAAGUGCGGGUUAUAUGGAACGAUUUUGCUCAAAUUGUAACCCUUGAGAACCUUACAACUCUAACACUGAGUGGUUGCAAUAAGCUAAGAUAUAUAUUUUCGCCUAUGAUGGCUCGCAGUUUAUCACAUUUGGUGGAUCUUUUCAUCGAGUGGUGUGAGGAAAUAGAACGACUCAUUUUAGCCAAGGAUCAAGUUUCUUCUUCAUCAUCCAAUGGUGAUACUAGCCUCCAACCCAUGAGCUUUCCAAAUUUGAAACGAAUCAUUGUUAUAAACUGUAAAAAUUUGAACAGUCUUUUUCCUUUUGGAUUUGUUCCUGUUCUUCUAAAGCUUGAAACUCUCAUAGUUACAAGGAAUUCUAAAUUGGAACAAGUAUUCGAAUUAGAAGAAAAAGUGGAAGUGGUAGCUGAAGAGGAGAUGAAAUUUGAUAAAUUAGAAUGGUUAUCACUUGAAAAACUACCUGGCCUCAUUCACUUUUGUCCCAAAGGAUAUCAUUUUGUAUUCCCAGCAAUGAUAGAGUUGGAAGUAAGAGAUUGCCCUAAGUUGGCUACUGGUUUCUUCAUUGAUUCACAGGAAUUUGUACAUUGCAAAACAAAGGCUACUCAGUUGGUUGAGCAAGUUGCGGUUGAAGAGCCUACCACUGUUCGAAAUGCAAUUUUCAACGAGAAUAUAGAUUGGAGCCGAGGUGGGGGUGAGAGUCAACUACCACACAUUACAUGAAAGAAUGGAUGAUUUUAGGGUAGCUUUCAAAGCCAUGUUAUUAUAAGGGUAAGCUACCAAAAUAGUCACUUUUGUUUGCCUUAGGUUACAUUUUAGUCACUUAUGUUUGAAAUAUUAUGUUUUAGUCAUUUACGUUAUCGUGUUGUAACAUUUCAGUCACUGAGUCGUUAAUUGCCAACAAUGGUGUAAUGUUAAGCUGAUGUGGCAUGUUAAAUCAUCAUUUCAAACAAAAAUUUUAGGUUAAAUUCUACAAUUGGUCCCUAUAUUUUUUCAUUUUAAACAAUUUUAAAAUUUUCUUUUAAGUUCUUUUAACUUUUUUUUUCCAUUCUCUUCUGCUUCUCCCUCUAUUUUCCUCUAUUCUUCAUUUCUUUUAACAUAGUUUUUCUAUGUUUUCCAUCUGUAACUAGUCCACAAGCUCGCCUCACUCGGAAAAAUUAAAUUGGUCAAAAAAAUAAAACAUAGCAAAACUACGUUGAAAGAAAUGGAGAAAGGAGGAAAACAAAUACGUUGAAAGAAAUUAAAUGGAGAAAGGAGGAAAACAAAGGGAGAAGCAUAAGAGAAUGGAAAAGAAAGAAAGUUAAAAAAACAUAAAAGAAAAAAAUAUGGGACCGAUUGUAUAAAUUAACCUAGAAUUUUUGUUUGAAAUGAUGAUUUAAUGUGCCACAUUAGCUUAUUGUUACAGAGUUAAUAGAAAUUAACGGCUCAGUGACAAAAAUGCUACAACAUGAUAACAUAAGUGACUAAAACGUAACCUGAACCAAACAAAAGUGACUAUUUUAGUAGUUUACCCUUAUUAUAAUUAUCAUCUUUUGGCUUUUACAUUUAUAAUUUAUUUAUUUUAAACCUCCUUUACUUAUUUUGUAUAUUUCAACCAUAUUGUAUUUUUAUUAUGUACAUAUAUUAUUGUUUUAUUAUUAUCAAACUCUUCAUUUAAUAUGCAUUAUUUAUUUAAAUUAA
Molecule: messenger RNA, 5934 nt
Organism: Gossypium raimondii (Peruvian cotton)
Lineage: Eukaryota; Viridiplantae; Streptophyta; Magnoliopsida; Malvales; Malvaceae
Product: probable disease resistance protein At4g27220
Exons: 10
Coding region: 292-4977 (1561 amino acids)
Molecular function (GO): ATP hydrolysis activity; ADP binding
Source: RefSeq, a predicted model, not a curated record